Molecule: messenger RNA, 1786 nt
Organism: Danaus plexippus (monarch butterfly)
Lineage: Eukaryota; Metazoa; Arthropoda; Insecta; Lepidoptera; Nymphalidae
Product: WW domain-binding protein 11
Exons: 3
Coding region: 188-1057 (289 amino acids)
Source: RefSeq, a predicted model, not a curated record
CAUUGCACGCCGAGCGCCACUCGCGAAUAGAGCACGCCGAAGUGCGCGCGCAACGUGCGUUAGUGGAGUGUAUAUACACAUAAUCAUUGCAACUGUGAAAAAAUAUUAUAUAUCUAUAUUUCCUCAAAGUGCCUUCACCAGCGUUCAGGAUUAGGAGAUACCAAUAAGGCGAGAAACAAAAAUUAAGAUGGAGACUCCAAUUCUGCUGCCACUUAUCCUUUUAUUAGCCAUCGUCUAUAAUGCUCAGUGUGCGCCUUCGAGAAGAUCAAGGGCUGCGGCGAUCCCAGAGGAAACAGAUGUCGGCAGACAAAGCAAACUCGAAGACGAAUUUAAAGUCACGACCACGAAGACUCCAGCGGCUACAAAUAGAAGAAAUAAGGCAUUAAAUCUAUUCCGAGGCUUCUUUCCCUCUUUUCUCUCCUCAGGUCUUGAUUAUGCUGAGGAUGACGAUGAUGACGUCACUUUUGCAGUGAAUGAUGACCGUUUUGACGAAGAAGACUUAUCUCGGACAAUUCCAAACAAACGCAAGCAACAAAACAAGAAAAAGAAUGGCAAUUCGGAUUCCUAUCCAAACGACAACAUAAACUCCCUCCAGUAUGAUAAUUCUCCUAUUUUCUAUAUCAGAUUACCCCCCACUCCGUACAUGUUUGUGCCUGGAUUGGGUUACGUUUCUCAACCACCGUCUCUUGGGCCUAUGGCUCCUAUGCUGCCUCCAGGUGUUCCGCAGCAAGCUGAUCCCUUUAUAAACCUGCCCAUUGACUUCGUUUCCAAUGGAAAACCCACUGGAGUAUAUCAAUGGAGCGGUGCAGCAGGGUACCCUCCAGCUCCUCAAAUGGAUCCUUUCGGAUAUGGACCGUCCCCACCGGUUAUGCCACCAGCCCCUCGUCCAGAAUACAAACCAUCCUUCACCAAGCCAAAACCAGUUCCUACAAACUCCAAAAUCACGAAUCUCAAGGGACCAUAUGUUUUCAACGGAAAACCCAGCGAUAGCGUAUAUGUUCUUCGCGAUACUUACAAUUCAAUUUACUCGGAUGCCCUACAAAACUUCUACCCUUAAAAUAAUGUGGUAUUUUUAGUUAGUAAUAAUGGCUCGUAUCGAGUCCGAGUAUGUUUAGUUUACAGAUUCAAUACGUCAAGCAUCAUUCAUCCUUAAUUGUGAAACUUUUAGUUUGUAAUAUUCAAAAUGAAUGUACUAAACGACGUACAAAUGAUCUUCAUAUUUCAUAUCAUAUGAUUAUAAACAGUAAACAACAAGUAAAGUUUGUAAGUAAAAAGUAACAACAAGUAAAGUUUAACAUAAAAAAAUUAUUAUUGAUUUUAAGUAACGAAAUAAAAUACUCAUAUUUUUCAUGUUUACAACGACUGUAUACACUAUAAUUUUUUAAACUAGGUAACAUGAUUCAUUAUGCAAGUCUCUUGAUGCAUUUGAAUCUUGCUUUUAAUGACAAUGAAGACAUAUAUUUAAUUCACACUUUAAUUUAUUAGCACCUUAGCGUAAGUUGUAUCCGUCCAGUAAACAAAUAUUAGUUUAAUUUUUUAAAGUGUGAUCAUAGUGUUUCGAGUUGAAUAGAAUAUUUUUAGUAUUUAUAAAGAUGUGUCACAAACAUAAAUUAGCUAGUUAUUUUUAAUUUAUAAACGAAAAUACUUGUGCUGUUUUAUACAAAAUGUCGAAAAUUCGCCCUAACGAAUUUCUUAUUAAUUUAAUUAUUUAUAAUAAACUUAAAUUAAUAUAAUAGUUGUAAUAAACAAAAUAUUAUUGGAAAUAAAUACCUAUAAUUGCAUAAUA